AUGGAGAAUGGUAAUCGACUGAUAGCGCAAAUCCUGGACGUUGCCAUCUGUUUCAGGAAUUCGCAUGUGAAAGCCUUGCAAACCGGGCAAGCUGUGUCUUCGCACCCAGCUUCGAAACAUGCCAAUACGCUUGCGGAAUCGACGACUUUCUCACCUGGUUUGUUGCGGAUUAGGCAGCAGCAUGACAAGCCGUCGCCGAUUGACCCGUCUGAUCCUGCUGCUGCGUUGGAGAUAUUGAGGGAGUUGGAUCAUGAUGUUUUCUUGGAGGCUGUUGCGAAGACGGGGUCGACGAUUCGGAAGUGGCAGAAGCAGUGUAAGGAGUAUAGGGAGCGGGCGAAGGGAAAGAUCUCGUUUCGUAAUUUUGCGAAAGGGGAUUUGGCGAUGUUUUUGCCUACGCGAAAUUCACGAAACCUUGGGCUGCGUUCAAUGGUGGUCUCCUUCCCGCAUUACUUCUUGCAAGCUACAGGUCACCUAGCUGAGCGGCUCAAAACAAGAGAAUGGAUUGUUGCUUGGAUCACCUCCAUCACGGAAUGGGUGGUCAAUCAACAGGAUCAAACUAGCAAUCCCUACGGUCUUGGUGAGGGUGUAAAGUAUUACAUGCUUGAAGUUGAAGACUGGGCGCAGCCGAGUGGCAAUAAACGCUGGGCUUCAGGAAGAAAGGCAACAUCUGAGAACGAUUCUUCAGGUUCUCCAGCAAAUGGUAGACUUGGAAACAAAGCAGUACCCCCACCAGAGCUUGAAGUUCAAGACACACGCCCUGCAAACUCCCAUCUAUUCCCUGUACGGACUCGGGCCAACUCGUCACCAACCGCUCGACCUUCGUCAUUAUCUCGUCUACUUGCACAAGCCUCUGUAGAAAACGGUGCCGAAAACCCCACUGAGAGCCUACCAGAUGAUGAAAUUCCACCACCUGAAUUGAGAGCAUCAUCGCCGUCUCCACUGCCAUCACCGGCUGUCUCCCCUCUUGCUCCCUCUUCCCCGCCACAAGUAAUUGGUUCACUGCCUCAACAUGUUCCAGGCGUUCACACACCCCUACGGCCGAACUCCUGUGCAUCUCGCCUCUCUUCCACGUCUCUUCAGACUCGCGACACACCAUUCAAAUCUCUAUGUACUUUGCAACCGGCAAUUGUGGGUCCUCCCGCCCCCCCGCAUGAUGCUCUCCUCACACAGCUUCGUCGUUCUUACUCCAAACAAAACCCAAGGCAGUAG
Molecule: messenger RNA, 1209 nt
Organism: Laccaria bicolor S238N-H82
Lineage: Eukaryota; Fungi; Basidiomycota; Agaricomycetes; Agaricales; Hydnangiaceae
Exons: 3
Coding region: 1-1209 (402 amino acids)
Biological process (GO): positive regulation of protein phosphorylation; autophagy of mitochondrion; reticulophagy
Cellular component (GO): extrinsic component of membrane; phagophore assembly site membrane; Atg1/ULK1 kinase complex
Molecular function (GO): protein kinase binding; molecular adaptor activity
Source: RefSeq, a predicted model, not a curated record